GUUGGGGUGGUGUCGGGACUGCAGCUACAACUACUGAGGCAGAAGCUGGAAAAAGUGGAGAUGAAACUGGUAGAAGUGUCACAGGCUCUAGCUCGUUAAGGAACAGCCACGACGAGAACGGUGAUAGAAAGAGGCAUGACGCACUCGGCAUCUCUUCAAUGAUCGAUGCUGACUCCGCUUGGGCCUUAGAUACCCGGAAUCUUGUGGAAGCCAGAAGAGCGCAAGCGGGUGAGGCUGCACAUGCAGGAUUAGCAGAUACAGAGAGAAUGUCUUUGGAACAAAUCGCCUCACGUAUGCCAGGUCUCCCUGUAGCAGAGGCUUACGCAAGGAGUAGAGAAGUUAGUCUGAGGAAUCUUCGACGAGGGCGUGAGAGAGGAGACGGAGACGAAUUGGUAUAUGAAGGCCGUGACGGCGGUAAUGAUCAUGCCGUUGAUGAUGAAGCGCGAGAGACAGACGAAAAGGACGACGCACAGACCGGGGCGCUUUUAGAGCAUUUUGGUAAGUCAUUUGUGUGGAAUCCUGACCCAGAAGUGAUAGAGGGACAAGACGAGAUGGUGGAAGUGAGAAAAGCCA
Molecule: messenger RNA, 573 nt
Organism: Amoebophrya sp. A25
Lineage: Eukaryota; Dinophyceae; Syndiniales; Amoebophryaceae
Source: the annotation of a GenBank genome assembly